CCAACACCCCGCCGUCAAACUGGAGGAGCGACGGAAGGCGGACCCCGGGAGGAUGGAGGAUGAAGCUGUCCUGGACAGAGGGGCUUCCUUCCUUAAGCAUGUGUGUGAUGAAGAAGAAGUAGAAGGCCACCAUACCAUCUACAUUGGGGUCCAUGUGCCGAAGAGCUACAGGAGAAGGAGACGCCACAAGAGAAAGACAGGGCACAAAGAAAAGAAGGAAAAAGAAAGAGUCUCUGAGAACUACUCUGAUAAAUCAGAUGUGGAAAAUGCUGAUGAAUCCAGCAGCAGCAUCCUGAAGCCUCUCAUUUCUCCUGCCGCAGAACGUAUCCGAUUCAUCUUGGGCGAGGAGGAUGACAGCCCAGCACCCCCUCAGCUCUUCACUGAACUGGAUGAGCUGCUCGCCGUGGACGGGCAGGAGAUGGAGUGGAAGGAGACAGCGAGGUGGAUUAAGUUUGAAGAAAAAGUGGAACAGGGUGGGGAAAGAUGGAGCAAGCCCCACGUGGCCACAUUGUCCCUUCACAGCUUAUUUGAGCUAAGGACAUGUAUGGAGAAAGGAUCCAUCAUGCUUGACAGGGAGGCUUCUUCUCUCCCACAGUUGGUGGAGAUGAUUGUUGACCAUCAGAUUGAGACAGGCCUAUUGAAACCUGACCUUAAGGAUAAGGUGACCUACACUUUGCUCCGGAGGCACCGGCAUCAAACCAAGAAAUCUAACCUUCGAUCCCUGGCUGACAUUGGGAAGACAGUCUCCAGUGCAAGUAGGAUGUUUACCAACCCUGAUAAUGCCCGCAGCCCGCUUGAGAACUCAGUGCCCUGCCUAGCAACCCGCACCUUGGACGAUGACCCCCGAGUGCGGCGCACUCCCAGCGUGGGAUGGCUAAGUAGCCCAGCUAUGACCCAUAGGAAUCUGACUUCCUCCAGUCUGAAUGACAUUUCUGAUAAACCAGAGAAGGACCAGCUGAAGAAUAAGUUCAUGAAAAAACUGCCACGUGAUGCAGAAGCCUCCAACGUGCUUGUUGGGGAGGUUGACUUCUUGGAUACUCCUUUCAUUGCCUUUGUUCGGCUCCAGCAGGCAGUCAUGCUGGGUGCCCUGACUGAGGUCCCUGUGCCCACAAGGUUCUUGUUCAUUCUCUUGGGUCCUAAGGGGAAAGCCAAGUCCUACCAUGAGAUUGGCAGAGCCAUUGCCACCUUGAUGUCUGACGAGGUGUUCCAUGACAUUGCUUAUAAAGCAAAAGACAGGCAGGACCUGAUUGCUGGCAUUGACGAGUUCCUGGAUGAAGUCAUUGUCCUUCCACCUGGGGAAUGGGAUCCAGCAAUCAGGAUAGAGCCUCCUAAGAGUCUUCCAUCAUCUGACAAGAGAAAGAAUAUGUACUCAGGUGGAGAGAAUAUUCAGAUGAAUGGGGACACCCCCCAUGAUGGAGGCCACGGAGGAGGAGGAGGGGGACACGCGGAUUGUGAAGAAUUACAGCGAACUGGACGGUUCUGUGGUGGACUAAUUAAGGACAUAAAGAGGAAAGCACCAUUUUUCGCCAGUGAUUUUUAUGAUGCUCUAAAUAUUCAGGCGCUUUCAGCAAUUCUCUUCAUUUAUCUGGCAACUGUAACUAAUGCUAUCACUUUUGGAGGACUGCUUGGGGAUGCCACUGACAACAUGCAGGGUGUGUUGGAGAGCUUCCUGGGCACAGCUGUCUCUGGAGCCAUCUUUUGCCUGUUUGCCGGUCAACCCCUCACUAUUUUGAGCAGCACAGGACCUGUUCUAGUUUUUGAGAGGCUUCUAUUUAAUUUCAGCAAGGACCAUAAUUUUGACUAUCUGGAGUUUCGCCUGUGGAUUGGCUUGUGGUCAGCCUUCCUGUGUCUCAUUUUGGUAGCCACAGAUGCCAGCUUCCUGGUUCAGUACUUCACUCGCUUUACUGAAGAGGGCUUCUCUUCUCUGAUUAGCUUCAUCUUCAUCUAUGAUGCUUUCAAGAAGAUGAUCAAGCUAGCUGACUACUACCCCAUCAACUCUGACUUCAAAGUGGGCUACAAUACUCAGUUUUCCUGUGCUUGUAUGCCUCCCGACCCAGUUAAUAUCUCAAUAUCUAAUGAUACUACAUUGGCUCCAGAGGAUUUGCCAACUAUUUCUUCUGCUGACAUGUACCAUAAUGCUACCUUUGACUGGGCACUUUUGUCAACGAAGAAGUGUUUGAAAUAUGGAGGAAAGCUUGUGGGGAACAACUGUGAUUUUGUUCCUGAUAUCACACUCAUGUCUUUCAUCCUCUUCUUGGGCACCUACACCUCAUCUAUGGCUCUGAAAAAAUUUAAAACUAGCCGUUAUUUUCCAACCACGGCAAGAAAACUGAUCAGUGAUUUUGCCAUUAUCUUGUCCAUCCUCAUCUUUUGUGUAAUAGAUGCUCUGGUAGGUGUGGAUACUCCAAAACUAAUUGUGCCAAGCGAGUUCAAGCCAACAAGUCCAAACCGAGGCUGGUUCGUCCCACCAUUUGGAGGAAACCCCUGGUGGGUGUACCUUGCAGCUGCUAUCCCUGCCUUGUUGGUCACUAUUCUGAUUUUUAUGGACCAGCAAAUCACAGCUGUGAUCGUAAACAGGAAAGAACAUAAACUCAAGAAAGGAGCUGGAUAUCACCUGGAUCUCUUUUGGGUGGCCAUCCUCAUGGUGGUGUGCUCUUUUAUGGCUCUUCCGUGGUAUGUGGCUGCUACUGUCAUUUCCAUUGCUCACAUCGACAGUUUGAAGAUGGAGACAGAGACUUCUGCCCCUGGAGAACAACCAAAGUUUCUAGGAGUAAGGGAACAGAGAGUCACUGGAACCCUCGUGUUUAUCCUGACUGGUCUGUCGGUCUUUAUGGCUCCCAUCUUGAAGUUUAUCCCCAUGCCUGUACUCUAUGGCGUGUUCCUGUAUAUGGGGGUAGCGUCCCUUAACGGUGUACAGUUCAUGGAUCGUCUGAAGCUACUGCUGAUGCCCCUGAAGCACCAGCCAGACUUUAUCUACCUGCGCCAUGUGCCCCUGCGCAGAGUCCACCUGUUCACUUUCCUGCAGGUGCUGUGUCUAGCUCUGCUCUGGAUCCUCAAGUCAACUGUGGCUGCUAUCAUUUUCCCAGUCAUGAUCUUGGCACUUGUAGCUGUCAGAAAAGGCAUGGACUACCUCUUCUCCCAACAUGACCUCAGCUUCCUCGAUGAUGUCAUUCCAGAAAAGGACAAGAAAAAGAAGGAAGAUGAGAAGAAAAAGAAAAAGAAGAAAGGAAGUCUGGACAGUGAUAAUGAUGAUUCUGACUGCCCAUACUCAGAAAAAGUUCCAAGUAUUAAAAUUCCAAUGGACAUCAUGGAACAGCAACCUUUCCUAAGUGAUAGCAAACCUUCUGACAGAGAAAGAUCACCAACAUUCCUUGAACGCCACACAUCAUGCUGAUAAAAUUCCUUUCCUUCAGUCACUCGGUAUGCCAAGUCCUCCUAGAACUCCGGUAAAAGUUGUGCCUCAAAUUAGGAUAGAACUUGAGCCUGAAGACAAUGAUUAUUUCUGGAGGAGCAAGGGAACAGAAACUACAUUGUAACCUGUUUGUCUUUCUUAAAAGACUGUUUUUGUUGUUAACGUUCUUGGGUUUUGUCUAGUUGUCUAUUUUUUAAUUUUUGUUUUGUUUUGGUUUUUGAUCAUUGGCCAAAUAAUAUAGCACUCACUCUGCUUCUCUCUUGCAUAGGUAAAAUCAAGACAAUAGCGCACUGUUCCUUAAAACAUAUCAGAAGAAUCCCCUUUUCCUUUCAUAUUUUCAGAUGUGUCCUCUGACAACCAAAUUCCUCUGUCACUCAAGACACGCACAGACCCUGUCCUUUUCCUUUAUUAAGCAGAGGGCAAAAGUAUUAAGGAUUUUGUAACACCUUUUAUUAAAAUAUUGAAGGAACUUACAACUUUGGCUUUGGAGCUGUGCUUCUGGCUUGUAUGUCUGUCUGGGAGAACAAGCCGUGACCACCAGGCAGCGCCCCUUCUUGCUUGUGGAGCUCUCCAGGACUGGAAAAAGUGCUGCUAUGCUACCUUGCUCUCGCUUGUAAGCCCUAAUUGUAGAGUUAUCAAAAGAAGAAAAACUAAAGGUACUUCUACUCCCUGUAGAGAAACUAUUGCCAUCAUUGUAGCAAGUGCUGGAAUAUCCCUUUUUUCCUAUGCAACUUUUUUUAACCCUUUAAUGAACUUACCUGUUAAGUACAUUGAAGAAUAUUUUCUUCGUAGAUUUUGUUGUUUAAAUUAUGGGGCCUAACCUGCAACUUAUUUUUUGUCAAUUUUUUAACUUUUUUUUAAUUACUGUAAAGAAAAUGAAUUUUUUCCUGCAGCAGGAAACAUAGUUUUGAGUAGUUCUACCUCUUAUUUGUAGCUGCCAGGCUUUCUGUAAAAAUUGUAUUGUAUAUAAUGUGAUUUUUACACACACAUACACACACACAAAUACACGAUCUCUAGAGUAAGCCAGAGGGCUGGAUCAGAUUAAAAACACCAUGUUUCUAAGCAUCUAUUUUUCCCUUUCUUUAAAAGAAAUUUGCUGUUCUAUGAAGAGAUUGGGGGAGAAGGAGAAGCUCCUAUGUAAUGAGAAUAACUGAUGUUUUGAUAAUAGUAAUAUCCGGGCAUAGAUGCUGAUUGUAUUACCAUGUCGAUGUCCUAUGCAGUAUUGUUAGAUUUUUUUUUUUUCAUUUUGAAAUAUUUGUGUUUGUGUACAUACUCUGUGUGUGGCUGGUGUACAUAUGUGCAAAGUUGGAAAGAGACAGAGUGAAGGUAGGCAAUGGGCAAAGUUAUCCAUCCUCUUGUGUCAGUUUUCAUAAAACCCAAACCAUGUAUGAAAAAUUAUCAGAGGUCUAAGGGACUUACUAUUAUGUAAAUGAGGGUAAACAUAUUUUAUUGGCAGAUACCGUCAUUGAUCCAAGAGCUCAUAUUUAUAAUACAAAACCUAUAAGAAUAUUAAUAGAUAAUUUACACAUCUAUACAGUGUUUAUGAGAAUGCAGAUAGAUCUGCAGAGGUAUAUGAGGUAUAUAUAUAUGUGUGUAUAUAUAUACACACACAUUUUAACAAUGCUCACACGUGGUUUUAGGAUGGAAAGGCAAUUAUUCCUUAUGAUUGGGACGUUUAGAAUAUUUAUACAUAUGUGUGUACGUGUAUUUCAAAGCACCAUAUUGAAGAUUAGAAAAAAAAAAGAAAAUUAAGCCUUUAUUAACCAAAUUUAGCAUGUUAUUUAAAUGUAAUGUUUUUAAUAGACUGCAUUAUAUAUUAUGAAUCUGCAUUAAAAACAUUUUAAAUGCUAAAGCCAUGAUUUUGGAUUUAUAUAGACAUAUUUGUAGUAUAUCUAAACUAAAUAUAUAUAACUAAAACAGAUUGUUGGAGGAAUACCAGAAGCAGGAUGAAACCAUGUAUUUUGGUUUCAUAAUAUGCACAUAGUAACUCCUACUCAUUCUUACAUUAAUUAAAUUAUAAUUCUGUCCUCUUAACAUUUUGAUUAUAAAAAUUUUAUUAUCCUAAAUUAGCUGUUACUUUUAUAGUAUCUGCUAAUCUUAAAGCUUUAAAUUUUAUACAAAUUAGAUAUAAAUGACCUGCAAUUUUUUCAUUAAAAUGAAAGCAGCAAAUUACAUGUUAUUUGUUAAAACCUUACAUGCCAAGUUUUGGCAUCAAAUUUGUACUUAAUGCUAUCCUUAAAAUGAUUAUAUAGUCUUGUUUUUUCAUAAUAUAAAACUAUAAGAAGCUUUUUCUUUUUCUUUACCAAGGGAAGCAUCAAUAAAAUGUCUAAGAGCCACACAUAAUAAGUUUAGUCUAACCUAUGAUCUUGUUAAAUUAAAGACAUUUUUGUUCACUUUUAUAAAAGCCCUAGAUGUAAUACUUUAUUUUUCUGAUCAUGAAUCAAAUAUUUGAGGAUUUGUGCUUCUCUACAUCUCUUUCAAAGAAUUCCUAAAGGAACUUAACUCAAUAUUUCAGCCUUUGAGUAGAUCUAAAAGUUACCUGCACCUCCACUGAUGAUCCAUAUUCUGUGACAAAAGAUUGAAAUUCAUGAUAUGAAUGCAGAACAGCACCUUCCAUUUGCUAAAAGUAACAGUUAAUAUCAUACCUUUUCAAUAUUUUGGAACCCAUUUUAAAAAAAGGUUUUAAAAAAUCAUUACUUUCAGAGGAACAGAAGUAGUUACCAAACAAGCAAACAAAAUCUGAAGUCCAUACAGAGCCACCAAAUAAAUUAUCUGUAUUCUAACUGAAUUUACUCAUUUUCUGAGAACUAACCAGAUUUUUUUUGAUGGUUUUGUUUCUAUGUAAACUGGACGCACAGAAUACAGUACAGUGGCAAUUUUUUUUAACUCAGUCUCUUUCCCUGAUGUGAAUACAGAGACAUGAAAUAUUCAAGUUGUUAGAAGAACAAGACUAAGUGUACACUCCGAAGCUGUCAAGAAGGAGUCCUGUGAUUAUACAAACUUACUGUUGAAGAGAUCAGUAGGCCAAGAGUUGACCUUAUCAAAGGAGCAUAAAGGCCAUAGGUUUUGCAUUUGAAAGAAAAUCUCUUGGAAACACUGUUUUCCUUGAUAAAGAUCACUCUUUUCUACUGUGUGAGACAGUGACUUGGAAUCCUAACUAUUUUCUCUACCAUGCACAGUGGUGAUCCUGCCUCUUCUUCCAGUCAAACAGUGGAGUAGGGGGUGGAAGAUGGAGGCUUAAAGAUGUACAAAAAAAAAAAAAAACCCAAAACAUAAACCCUCUCUAAUCAGCCCCCACCUCAAAAAGUAGGGGAUGAGGAGAAGUGAUUAUCUGCUGUGAGUAGAAUUUGUGUAAAUGUUAUGCACAUGCACCAACCCACACACAGAGUAAAUCUUUUAUCAGCUCAAAAUUGCUGUUUAAUGCAGAGAAUGAUUGUCUUCCGAGUUUUUAGUUCUUUUUUUUUAACUGUGUUAAAGUACUUGAAAUGUAUCAACUGCUGACUAUCCUUUAAAAACAAAACAAAACCAUUUGAGUUGUAUUACAGAGGUUGACAUUGUUCGGGGAUGGGACAAAGCUUUCUUCAAUUCUUUUCAUACCACUUAAUGAUUUUGGUGCAGGCACUUGAUAUUUUCUUAUUUAUUCCGUGAUAUUUCACAUCCACCCUUCACAGCAUGAGCAUAAAGCCCAGUGGCACCAAGUGGCUGAAUACAAUCAAAUGAUAUUUUAUAGCACUUGACUGUCUGAAGAACCUUGGGAGUUUUCAAAUGAUGACUUCAUUGAGCUUCAUUGCAGCCUGAAAUAAAAAUGUUGUAUGAUAGAUGCUAACAGUCAAGUUGCAUUUUGACUGGAAAUUUUGAUAUGACCUAUUUCUUAGCUCAUUUCUCUGUGCUCUAUGGGUACAUACAAAAAUCCUGAAUUCUGUUUCCCAGGCAGAUCAUUGCAACUCAGGGCUAAAGUCAUCCAGUGAAACUUUUAGAGCCAGAAGUUAACUUUGUCCCAGUCCCACAAUGUGAAAAGAGUGAAUAGUGGCCUCUUUUUAGCCAUUUUCAUGGCUGGUACAUAUCUGUACACCUUACUUUUCAGAAUUAAUACGCACUUUCAGAUAUUCUUAUUUUUAUUCUCUUAAGUCUUUAUUAACUUUGGAGAAAUGAUGCAUCUUUUUAUUUUAAAUGAAGUAGAUCAACAUGGUGGAACAAAAUGAUAAAGAACAGAAAACAUUUCAAUAUAUUACUAAUAAUUUUUUUCCAAUAUAAAACCUAAAAUUCCUAUAAUAUUAUAGUAUUUUACAGUUUUAUGAAGCUUUCUAUUGUGACUUUUAUGGAAUUAAGAGAUGAAGAAGAUGAGAUAUUUUAGCAUUUAUAUUUUUCAAAAUUAAAUGUAUACUUAAAAUAAAGUAACUUUAUGCAUUUA
Messenger RNA from Canis lupus familiaris (dog), 7823 nucleotides. It is a transcript of the gene SLC4A4, whose product is annotated as solute carrier family 4 member 4. The transcript is spliced from 27 exons. Gene Ontology annotation, biological process: transmembrane transport; bicarbonate transport; monoatomic anion transport. Gene Ontology annotation, molecular function: sodium:bicarbonate symporter activity; monoatomic anion transmembrane transporter activity; solute:inorganic anion antiporter activity. The record is from RefSeq and is a predicted model, not a curated record. Lineage: Eukaryota; Metazoa; Chordata; Mammalia; Carnivora; Canidae. Gene Ontology annotation, cellular component: basolateral plasma membrane; plasma membrane. Bases 53 to 3394 code for a protein of 1113 amino acids.